Messenger RNA from Nicrophorus vespilloides, 1059 nucleotides. RefSeq lists its product as uncharacterized. The record is from RefSeq and is a predicted model, not a curated record. The annotation marks the transcript as partial. The transcript is spliced from 2 exons. NCBI's taxonomy places the organism in Eukaryota, Metazoa, Arthropoda, Insecta, Coleoptera, Silphidae.
GUGAACUGAUGGUUCUCGUUGGCGGCGAGAUGCGCUGGUAUCAGCGGAGGGUCACGGUUCGAGGAGGACAGCUGAUCCUUGCAGGAUGUCCAGGAGAACUGUCCUCGGCAUUGCGCAUCCCGCUUAGGCAACUCAGUCUGCAGGCUGGACCUUUGCCAAACAGUUUGUCCCUUGUUAAAGGGAAAACCGUAUUGCUCACUUUACAGACUUCGAACGAGCGUUCUUUCGAUCUGUGGGUGAAGACUGUGGCCAUAGAGGUGAUCCGACAGACGCCCUUGGAGUCGGUCAGGUAUUUGGACAUUUUCACCUUAACGGAAAACUCGGAGAAGAGAAAGUCCAACCAUCCUCUGGAAUCGCCACCGCCAACUCCAAGUUGUAUAAUUUGUCCACCGCCGAACGAACCAUCGGACUGCAACAGAAACACAACAGUGAUUAACAGAAAUCUUUUGCAACCACCCAAUGCCAAACCUAGCCCAGCCGUUGACGUUCUCCUGCAAAGGUGUCAGAGCACCGAGAACUAUGUUCCCGUCAAGGAGAAGCUCGCACUGUUCGAGAGUCUGUGUCGGAUAGGGCGGGUCAACAGCACCGAGGAUGUCUCGUUCAAGGUGGACGUCGGCACCAAGAGGGCGCGAUCCAUGCACGACCUCACCUACUGCUUCUCCACCGCCGGCGUUCGGGAGAUGUGCAAGUACUUCGAGACGAAGUUGGACGAUGAGCCGGGGUGCGGCGGUCGCAAAAGGUUCAUCAACUCUGAUUCCAAUCUGAGCAAAGUCAAGUUCACGUUCAGCAGAACCCUUCAAGACGUCAGCUACGCGUGAUGCCCACUUGCCACCGCUUUCUUCCUUCGCCCUGUACAUAAAUAUCACAUCAGAGUAAUAUAUAUAUUUAGUAUUAACGUUUUUCCCUGUACAUAUAGACCACAACAAUUUGUAUAUUAUUUAUGUUUUCUGUGUCUUCUUAAUUUAGAGAUCUUUAGGUUCGUGAUAGAAUUGAUAUGCAUAUAUUUUAUUAUAUGAAGUUUAAAUUAUUUUAUCAAAAGCGAGAGAGAGAGAUAUUUGA